Messenger RNA from Lasiosphaeria miniovina, 1551 nucleotides. Its product is annotated as ubiquitin carboxyl-terminal hydrolase-like protein. Bases 1 to 1551 code for a protein of 516 amino acids. The record is from RefSeq and is a predicted model, not a curated record. The transcript is spliced from 6 exons. Gene Ontology annotation, biological process: protein deubiquitination. NCBI's taxonomy places the organism in Eukaryota, Fungi, Ascomycota, Sordariomycetes, Sordariales, Lasiosphaeriaceae. Gene Ontology annotation, molecular function: cysteine-type deubiquitinase activity.
AUGGCUGCGAGGCCUGCUACGCCAGCUUCGCCGAAGAACUUCAAAGUCCAACCCCCCAAGCCCGGGCAGCCGGUCUACGGUUGUGAACACCUACAGCGCUUGCUUAAUCAAGACCAGGCAACGACCAACACGUCAAUUCAGCAUUACAAAUCGAUCUUGCGGAGCAUCCUCGACACAACCCCGAUCCUGCCCCAAACUGCUAAGCUCAGCGAGGGCCAGAUCGUUACGUCGCUGACCCCAACCUGUCUCUGUCUGCAGUGCCCCAUGACACUUACUGAGGACGACCGAAACAAACAUGGCAAUAAGAAAUCGCACAGAUUCUAUGUUGACUCGAGAAGCGGUGCGCUGUUUUGUCAGAUGUGUGACGACAUUGUCUGGGACCCAACGUUUGAGGAUCUCAGACUGAAGAAGGUUGGCACAGGCACUUUCUCCACAGGUCGGAAACGGAAACAUGAUGAACUUUUCGCAUCAGACCCCCUCAAGGAGAGCCCACAGUACAUCUCGACAAACACGACUGUUGCGUCUUGCAAGGCCAAUGGACUCCGUGGUAUAUAUAAUGCGGGUGCCACAUGUUACCAGAAUGUGGUGUUGCAGAGCUUCCUACAUAACCCUGUACUCAGAAACUUCUAUCUGAGCGAUGGGCACCAAAGUAUCAACUGCGACACACAGCACUGCCUGAGCUGCGCGAUGGAUGAUAUGUUUCAAGACUUCUACGCCGUGGAGAAUACUAACGGAUACACGGCUGCUAACAUCCUCUCGGGCUUCUGGAUUAGCGAGAAGAAGGCUUUCGAAAACCUUGUCACGACCAAGGAGCAGGAUGCACAUGAAUUCUUCCAGUUCUUGGCAGAGGAGCUACAUGAGCGCAACGGCGACGGUAAAAAGCCCGAGAUUGGCAGCGAGCACAGCUGCGACUGCAUAAUCCAUCAGACUUUCUAUGGAAAGCUUCAAAGCACCACGACAUGCCAGCACUGCGGCGGCGUAACCAAUCAGGUCCAAAGUUUCCUCGACCUCAGCCUCCCCCUUGAGAAUCUUGCCCAGAAGAAGGGCAAGAAAGGGGGGGCCAAAGCGCACACCAUGACAUUACAGGAGUGCCUGGAUGAGGAAUACAUCAAGUCCGACAAAUGCGAAUACCGUUGCCACAAUUGCAAUUCAAUGCAGCAAGCGCGUAGGCAGACUAUGAUAAAGCGCCUACCAAACGUUCUAGCAAUUCAGAUGAAGAGAUUCGAGUAUAAGCAAGGAAGAAACGAACGGGCGGCGAAGAUUGAUACACCUGUCCAUUUCCCGCUGCAGCUAAAUAUGCUGCCAUACACGAAUCGUGCUAGGACCCAGGAUGCCAAGGAUAAUCAUGAACUUGCACGGUCAUGCACAUACGAUCUCUUGAGCGUGGUCGUCCACGUAGGGGAGAUUGACACGGGCCAUUAUGUGUCGUAUUGUCGAGUGGGCGACCAGUGGUUCGCUUUCAAUGACCACAAAGUUGAGCUUGCGGCCAAAUCAGAUGUUCUCGGGGCGCGGGCAUACUUACUCUUCUACAUAAUCAGAUCACUUGCAUAG